CAAAGUCAUCCUCUCCUUCCGUCUUUCAAGUUUGUCCUUUAACUGAUUAAGCCCAGACUUUUUUCUUCAAAGAGAAAAUUUGAAGAAAAUCACCAUGAUUAUAAACCUCUUAUCCACUCCUCCAUGCUCAUCUUCUACUUCUUCAUUUUCUAUCAUUAAUUUCAUGAAUUCAAGAACACCCUUUUCAGAGUUUUCUUUGAGGACCAAAACCCACUUCUCAAAAUCUUUUCUUUCUUCAGUUUAUUGCUCACCCUCUUCUCCACAUUCAAGUUUUCACUGCCAGAAUCAAUUUUUAUGUCCAAAGGAGAAACGCCCACAUGGUAGGAGUAAAAUUUUGAGUACUUGUGCAGUUCCAGGACUUGAUUUUGCAGGGUUCGAGAGUGCCCAGUCAAUUCUUGUAGCAGCGGGAGUGUUAACAGCUAUAAUCAUAGUUCAUGAAAGUGGUCAUUUUUUGGCAGCUUAUCUUCAGGGCAUCCAUGUAAGUAAAUUUGCAGUUGGGUUUGGGCCAAUUUUGGCUAAAUUCAAUAAGGAUAAUGUAGAGUAUUCUGUUAGAGCAUUUCCACUUGGUGGCUUUGUUGGAUUUCCUGAUAAUGAUCCUGAUAGUGAAAUUCCAGUUGAUGAUGUAAAUUUGCUGAAAAAUAGGCCUAUUUUGGAUCGAGUGCUUGUUGUUUCAGCUGGUGUUAUAGCUAAUAUAGUGUUUGCUUAUGUUAUAAUCUUUGCACAAGUAGUAUCUGUUGGAUUGCCUGUUCAAGAGGCCUUCCCUGGGGUUCUUGUGCCUGACGUUAGGCCUUUGUCAGCAGCGUCCCGAGAUGGGAUGCUGCCAGGUGAUGUUAUUUUAGGGGUAAAUGCAAUUGGGCUUCAAAAGACAGGGCCUAAUUUGGUUGCUGACGUUGUUGAUGAGAUUAAGAAAAAUCCUAAGAAGAAGGUGUUGCUUAAGGUUGAGAGAGGAGGACAGAAUGUGGAUAUCAAUAUUACACCUGAUAUGAAUUCGGAUGGAACAGGGCGAAUUGGGGUCCAACUGUCACCCAAUGUUAGGAUUUCGAAGGUUAUACCAAGGGACACCUUUGAAGCUUUAAGUUUUUCAGGACGCGAGUUUUGGGGUCUUACAUCAAAUGUCCUGGACAGCUUAAAGCAGACUUUUCUCAACUUCUCACAAUCAGCUAGCAAGGUUUCAGGACCUGUUGCAAUUAUAGCUGUUGGUGCUGAGGUUGCAAAGUCAAAUAUAGAUGGUCUUUACCAAUUUGCAGCUGUUCUGAAUCUUAAUCUUGCAGUAAUAAACCUUCUUCCAUUGCCCGCCUUAGAUGGGGGUACCUUGGCCUUGAUCCUAAUAGAAGCAGCCAGAGGAGGGAGGAAACUGCCUUUAGAAAUAGAGCAGCGAAUUAUGUCAUCUGGCAUCACGCUUGUCAUAAUUCUUGGGAUAUUUCUUCUUGUACGGGACACAUUAAACCUUGAAUUCAUACGCGAUAUGUUGUGAUUAAUUACCUCUUGUCAUCUGGUUCAUUUCUGACUGAAUGCCAACAGAAGUUGGUCUGUGACAAGUCACUCUUUAUUAUAAGUGAGCAGAAAGAAAGCAAAAUUUAUUUCACUUAUCUCCUCCUGAGACAUUCUGCAGGAGGGAGCAGUUGGCUCCUUCUUGAUCUUGAUAAGUCUUCUGAGCAAGGAUCAUACUUAUUCGUCAUUGCAUUAGCAAAUCUUAAGCAGGGGCUAUUGAAAAUUCAUCAAAAACUACUCUACCAGAUAUUUUGUGCACAUCUGUACAAUUUCCACUCCAUGUACUUCUGCUUUCAUUGAUCACAUUUGUAUAUCAGAACUUGUCAUUAAGGCUCCUUCCAUUAGCUUGACACUUUUGCUAUAGAAUAUGAGAAUUGCCAGAACUGAAAAUUGUCAAUAUGCUGACCAUCUGUUUUUUGGUCAAUGAUGUUUUAAAUUAGAUUCUAUUUUUCUUUCGCA
This is a messenger RNA of Coffea eugenioides, 1950 nucleotides long. RefSeq names its product probable membrane metalloprotease ARASP2, chloroplastic. The record is from RefSeq and is a predicted model, not a curated record. The coding region runs from base 95 to 1474 and encodes 459 amino acids. Gene Ontology annotation, molecular function: metalloendopeptidase activity; protein binding. The transcript has a single exon. Gene Ontology annotation, biological process: proteolysis. Lineage: Eukaryota; Viridiplantae; Streptophyta; Magnoliopsida; Gentianales; Rubiaceae. Gene Ontology annotation, cellular component: membrane.